UCAGGGACAUUGGGAAUAUUUGGGACAAUGGGGACAUUUCAGGUAUUGGGACAUUGGGGACAAUGGGGCCAUUUGGGGACAUCUGGGGACAUCUGGGGCCACUGCUGUCCCCUGGCAGGCCGCCUGAUCUUCGACAACCUGAAGAAGUCGAUCGCCUACACGCUGACCAGCAACAUCCCCGAGAUCACCCCGUUCCUGCUCUUCAUCAUCGCCAACAUCCCGCUGCCGCUGGGCACCGUCACCAUCCUCUGCAUCGACCUGGGCACCGACAUGGUCCCCGCCAUCUCCCUGGCCUACGAGGCGGCCGAGAGCGACAUCAUGAAACGGCAGCCGCGGAACCCCCGCAGCGACAAGCUGGUCAACGAGCGGCUCAUCAGCAUGGCCUACGGCCAGAUCGGGAUGAUCCAGGCUCUGGGCGGGUUCUUCACCUACUUCGUGAUCCUGGCGGAGAACGGGGUUCCUGCCGGGGACGCUGCUCGGAUCCGCCUGGCCUGGGACGACCGCUCCAAGAACGACCUGGAGGAUUCCUACGGACAGGAGUGGACGUACGAGCAGCGCAAGGUGGUGGAGUUCACGUGCCACACGGCGUUCUUCGCCAGCAUCGUCGUGGUGCAGUGGGCGGAUCUCAUCAUCUGCAAGACGCGCCGCAACUCCGUCUUCCAGCAGGGCAUGAAGAACAAGAUCCUGAUUUUCGGGCUGCUGGAGGAGACGGCGCUGGCGGCGUUCCUGUCCUACUGCCCGGGCAUGGGGGUGGCACUGCGCAUGUACCCCCUCAAGGUCACCUGGUGGUUCUGUGCCUUCCCCUAUUCCCUGCUGAUCUUCGCCUACGACGAGGUGAGGAAACUGAUCCUGAGGCGCUACCCCGGAGGCUGGGUGGAGAAGGAAACCUAUUACUGAUCCCCUCCCCCUCUUUUGGGACCCCCUGAGCCCCCCCCGCACCCCAAAACUAACCCGGGGGGGGUCGGGACCCCCCGAUCCGGGGGGACACCCGGACCCCCCCCCCGCAGAGCAAUAAACCAGUUUAACCCCG
This is a messenger RNA of Passer domesticus (house sparrow), 1030 nucleotides long. RefSeq names its product ATPase Na+/K+ transporting subunit alpha 4 (gene ATP1A4). Lineage: Eukaryota; Metazoa; Chordata; Aves; Passeriformes; Passeridae. Bases 28 to 897 code for a protein of 289 amino acids. The transcript has 7 exons. Gene Ontology annotation, molecular function: P-type sodium:potassium-exchanging transporter activity. The record is from RefSeq and is a predicted model, not a curated record. Gene Ontology annotation, cellular component: sodium:potassium-exchanging ATPase complex; plasma membrane; cell projection. Gene Ontology annotation, biological process: sodium ion export across plasma membrane; proton transmembrane transport; intracellular potassium ion homeostasis.